Messenger RNA from Melopsittacus undulatus (budgerigar), 1879 nucleotides. It is a transcript of the gene NOP9, whose product is annotated as NOP9 nucleolar protein. Lineage: Eukaryota; Metazoa; Chordata; Aves; Psittaciformes; Psittaculidae. Gene Ontology annotation, molecular function: RNA binding. Gene Ontology annotation, biological process: endonucleolytic cleavage in ITS1 to separate SSU-rRNA from 5.8S rRNA and LSU-rRNA from tricistronic rRNA transcript (SSU-rRNA, 5.8S rRNA, LSU-rRNA); endonucleolytic cleavage in 5'-ETS of tricistronic rRNA transcript (SSU-rRNA, 5.8S rRNA, LSU-rRNA); ribosomal small subunit export from nucleus. The record is from RefSeq and is a predicted model, not a curated record. The coding region runs from base 32 to 1720 and encodes 562 amino acids. The transcript is spliced from 10 exons. Gene Ontology annotation, cellular component: nucleolus; preribosome, small subunit precursor; 90S preribosome.
GUGGGCGCCGCCAUUUUGCUUUACCUCAGGCAUGGCGGUGAAGCGGAGCGGCCGUACCGAGGCCGGCUCCGGUUCCAGGCCCCGGUUUAGGGCCGGGGCUCGGGCCCGGUUGGAUCCGGACACUGCUGCUUACUUCAGACGGGCCCUGGAGACCCUGCAGGAGGGGCUGAGCCCGGAGGAGCUCGCCCUCUUCACCCCCAACGUCCUCCACGAGGCCUCUAUGGCCGCCCCCAUUGUGGCCCUGGACCCGGGGGGGUCCCGCUUGCUCGAGGCCCUGCUCCCCACGGCCCCAUUGCCACUUAUGGGGCAGCUCCUGCCCCCUUUGCUGCAGGGGGGGCUGCAGGGCCCUAUGGGGCACCCAUUGGGGGCCCGGGUGCUGGAGGCCGCCCUGCUGCGGGUGCUGAGCGCUAUGGGGCAGGGGGAGGCCGCUAUGGGGCAGGUGGAGGACGCUAUAGGGCGCUUGGGGGUCACGGUGGGGGGGGCGCUGGUGGCCGCAGCCAAGCACCCCCCAAGUAGCUUCGUGGUGCGGGCCCUGCUUAGGGUGCUGGGGGGGGCACCGCAGGAAGGCCGGCCCCCGGGAGGGGCGGGGCUUAAACCCCAAUGGGCGGAGCCAGAGAGCAAGGGGGCGGAGCCAAAGCCGAAGGGGGCGGAGCUUCCUCCCUCCUUCCCCCCCCUCCUGGAGCAGCUGGCAGAGGCCUUUGAGAAGCACCUGCAGUCCCUCCUGUCCCCGCCCUGCGCCAGCCUCUGCCUGCAGGUGGCGCUCGAGGUCCUGCACCGCAGCCAAUCCCCUUCCUGUGCCCGCCUCUGCUGCGCUGUCAUUGGCCAGCUGGCUCCUGGCCCUGGGGGCCUGGUGCCGGCGCUGGAGGACCCCACCCGCAGCCGGGUGCUGGAGGCGGCCAUAGGGGUCAUGACCCCGCCCCUCCUGCGGGAGCUCUACCAAUCAGAGCUCAAGGGGAGGCUGAGGGGCGUGGCCAAUCACCGCGUGGCCAAUCACGGCCUGCAGAGGCUGCUUGACCACACCCCCUAUGACGUGGUGGAGGCGGUGCUCUCCGAACUCGGGCCCUCAUUGGCCGAGCCCCUGACCCGGGGUCACCACGGGGUCCUCACUGCCCUCAUGGGCGCCUGCCGCCGGCAUCCUCCACUGCAGCAGGGGGCGCUAAGGUGCCUGCUCCAGGCUUUCGGCUGCUGGGAGCCAGCCAAUCGGCGCAAGGACUGCGUGCGGAUACUGGCCAAGCUCCGCCCCUUUGAGGGCGGGGCCAAGGAGCCCGAGGGGGAGGAGCUUGAGCUCCCCCUACCGGCCUCGCUCCUGCUCCACCACGUGCUCCACUUCCGGGACCCGGCUCCGGUGCUGGGGGGGCUCCGGUCGCUGCCCCCCCCCUCGCUGCUGGCGCUGGCGCAUGCGCAGCACGGCCGCCGCCUCUGGGGGGCGCUGCUGAGCUCUGCCUCUGUCCGCGCAUGCGUCAAACAGCGCCUCCUGCGGCGGCUGAAGGGGCACUGGGCCUCCCUCGCCUGUCACCGCACCGGCAGCCGCGUCCUCGAGGCCGCCUGGGCCGCGGCCUCCGGCCCCACGCGCGAGGCCAUCGCCAGUGAGCUGGCCGCCCACCAGGGGGCGCUACAGCGCGACCCCUAUGGCCGCCGCGUCGCUCGCGCCAUCGACCUGGAGCGCUUCCUCCGCCAGCGGCCAUCUUGGAGGACCGAGCGCCACCCACCGCCACCAUAGAGAGGGGGGAGGACGCUCUGGACACGCUCAUCUGCUCUGGAGGACCCAGGACUCUAUGGGGGGCACCAUAGAGGGGACGCUCUGGCCACGUCUUGUCUGCUCCCCAUUGGUUUCUAUGGGGUUUGCAAUAGAAAUGGCUUGGGAGCCAGAAGUGAAACA